Molecule: messenger RNA, 1614 nt
Organism: Pediculus humanus corporis (human body louse)
Lineage: Eukaryota; Metazoa; Arthropoda; Insecta; Psocodea; Pediculidae
Product: sugar transporter, putative
Exons: 3
Coding region: 1-1614 (537 amino acids)
Biological process (GO): transmembrane transport
Cellular component (GO): membrane
Molecular function (GO): transmembrane transporter activity
Source: RefSeq, a predicted model, not a curated record
AUGGUAAAAGAAUGUGAAAUUUUGAACUUACCUUUCUUUUCUUUUUGUGAACCAACCUUAAGAGGAAUUUUUCUGUCGACAUGUUUAUUCUUAAUCAGAAUCAGAUGGUGUCAUUCUUUGAAAAAUUUCUGUUACAUCUAUAAUGAGGUAAUGAAUAUGGUGUCAUUUACUUACGGUACAACAACUGGAUGGUUAGCUCCAAUACAACCACUUUUGCAAGCUAAUUAUACUGGAACUAAUGAAACGUCACCCCUUGGCAAGGGUGCUCCUGGAUUAACAUCAGAAGAUAUUUCCUGGUUAGGAGGAUACUAUUGCAUUGCUGGAAUAAUUGCAACUCCCCUUUAUGGAUUUUUAGCCAAAACGAUAGGAAGGAAAAUGACGGCUUUAUUAGCUGGAGUACCAUUUAUAAUAACUUACGUUUUGAUACUUCUUGCUACGAAUCCUGCAAUGCUUUUUGUUGGAAGAUUUUUUGCCGGUUUGGGUGCUGGAGGAGUUUCUGUUAUAUCACCCAUGUAUAUUGGAGAAACGGCUGAAAUAAAUAACAGAGGCGUUCUCGGUUCUUAUUUUAAUCUUUUUAUUUGUGUUGGUAUUUUAUCUUCGUACAUAGUCGGCUCUUACACUUCAUAUUUAAUUCUUGGACUCUACUGCUUGUUUUUUCCAAUUUUAUUCGUACUCAUGUGGUUUUGGCUCCCGGAAACACCAAUUUAUUCCUUGAUAAGAAACAGAACGGAUGAUGCUUUAAAUGCUUUAUUUAAAUUAAGAGGAAAUCAUAGGGAAUUAAUAGAAGCCGAAUUAUCAGAACUUACAUCCUCUCUCAAACAAAGGAAUAGCGAACAGAAAAAGGUGUCGCUAAUGGCUAUGCUGUCCGAGCCGGAAACUAGAAAAGGAUUUAUUAUUGGAGGCACUCUUAUGACCAUACAACAAAUGAGCGGCGUAUCUCCUAUUUUGAAUUACAGUGUCGUUAUAUUUCAAGCCAGUGGAAGUGAUAUAUCUCCUCAUUUGGCGGCUAUAACCGUUGGAGCUUUACAAAUUUUUGGAGCCGUAGCAGCAACGUUGACGAUGGAACGAGUCGGAAGAAAACUCCUCUUGAUGAUUUCUAGUAUAGGAAUGGCAAUUUCUUUAGGAUUAAUCGCAAUUUUUUUUUACCUGAAAACAAUCGAUUACGACCCUGAAUUUAUGAAAGCUAUCGGAUGGUUACCAGUAACCAGUAUGGCAACUUACGUGAUAGUUUACGGUUUAGGAUUCGGUCCAGUACCAUUCGUUUUGGUCGGUGAAAUUUUCAAAACAGAAGCUCGAAGUGCAGCAACAUCAUUUUCAACUUUUAUGUUAUGGUUCGAAGCAUUCCUUCUUUUAAAAUUUUACGGAAAUUUAAGCGAUGCUUUUGGAACUGAAGCUUGCUUCGGAUUAUUUGCUAUUUGCAGUGCCUUGGGUGCCGUUUUCACUUAUUUUUACGUACCGGAGACAAAAGGAAAAUCACUUGAAACAAUUUUAUGGAUGUUAGGAGGUGAAAAACCCAAUAGCUAUUCCGAUGAAGGAUCUCCCAUUCCUUUAGUUAACCUAAACGAUAAAAAUCAUAUUGAUCAUCAAAAAGAUGAUGUAAUAGAAAAACUAUAA